Aspergillus calidoustus is the source of this 774-nucleotide messenger RNA. NCBI's taxonomy places the organism in Eukaryota, Fungi, Ascomycota, Eurotiomycetes, Eurotiales, Aspergillaceae. The record is from the annotation of a GenBank genome assembly.
AUGGAAGUCAUACAAAAGCACGAGGCCUUCAAGAGGUCCGAUGGUAAAAUGCAAUUUGCCUACGUUGACGUCUACGUUAAGCAAGACGGGCUGCUAUACUCCGGAAAAUUGAUGAACAGAUUCGAGUUACUAAAGACGCUGGAGGAUCUCCACGAAGUCAAGCAGAUCUCAACUGAAGACAGGGGCCCAGAGGUCCAGAGUCGCGCGUGGUCAGCUGUCCACAUCAAAACACCCAGCCUCCUCUCGUUCGCCAACAAGAACCUCGAAGAGCGAAUCAUUUACGAAGUUGAAGCAUGCGAGAUCCUCCGCAAAAAUCCCCAUCCGAAUAUUGCGACAUAUUACGGCUACCAAGAGACCAACGGUCGAGUUUCAGGGCUAUGCUUCAAGCGGUACCCGUCUAGGCUUCUUGAAGCAGUCAAUCCUGGGUAUCGAAACAAAAUUGCCUUUCGCGCAAGUGCGCGCGAGCUCGUGACGGAGGAUAUGAAAAGAAACCUGCAAGGGGUCUUGGCUGCAAUCAAGCAUCUACACUCGCUCGGGCUCGUGCACAAUGAUAUCAACCCGGCGAACAUCAUGAUCGACGAAGACGGCACGUUUAUUUUAAUCGACUUUGGUAGCUGUCGACCUAUCGGAGAGUCUUUGCGCACGGCCGGAAGAACUCAUCACUGGUAUGACCCUUCUGUUGAGAUCUCGCGCGAACAAAAGGACCUUGAUGCCUUUCAUGAGGUACAAACUUGGCUGACUGGAUCUGUGGACGAGGGUUUUCUCUUUGAAUGA